Messenger RNA from Fraxinus pennsylvanica, 1056 nucleotides. The record is from the annotation of a GenBank genome assembly. NCBI's taxonomy places the organism in Eukaryota, Viridiplantae, Streptophyta, Magnoliopsida, Lamiales, Oleaceae.
AUGGCUGUUGAAUCUCGCCAUCUCAAUCUAUUUCCUCCACAGAUUCUCAGCAAUAGAGAUACGGCGAUGGAUAGUAUGGAAGGCAUCGGCAAUGUAAAUAUGUAUGGAACUCCAUUCGGAUACGGAGCGGUGAAGCCACUUUCUGGCACAACGAUGGCAACGUAUAAUAUUAUGCCGAUGUACAAUUCGGCGAUUGCAGAUUCUAUUCCAGCGAAGACACCUCUGAUGAAAUCCGAGAGUGGCAUCAGUUAUGCUGUUCCGGUAUCGAGAAAGCGAUCAAGUGAUGCCAUGAAUCCUCUGCUUUCUUCAUUCACUGGCGUUCAGAAUCAGAAUGCAAAUUACCUUUGCGGUUCUUUCACUUUUCUCGGCGAAGAUAUUUCGUUUCAGAUUCAACAACAACAAUUAGAAAUCGAUUGCGUCAUUGCUCAACAGACUGAGAAAGUAAGGAUGGAAAUGGAAGAUAGACGAAAGAGAUAUUCGCGGAGAAUCGUGGCAGCUGUUGAAGGCAAUAUAAUGAAGAAACUGAAAGCAAAAGAAGAUGAAAUUGACGAAAUUGGAAAAUUAAACUGGGCCUUGGAGGGGAGAGUGAAGUCCCUGUGCGUAGAGAAUCAGAUAUGGAGAGAUUUGGCACAAACAAAUGAAGCCACAGCAAACACUUUGAGAUGCAAUCUCGCGCAAGUUCUAGCUCAAGUCCAAGGCGAUCAAAACCAGAGCCACCGCGCCGACGAGGAAUUAGCCAACGACGCUCAAUCGUGCUGCGGCAGCAACUUCGAAGAAAUCGAGCGGCAAACAUUAGCAGAGUGCACGGAAACCAAUGCGCACAGCACCAAUUGCUGUACUGGCAAUAGUGGGGACAAUAGAGGAUGGAAGAGCUGCAGUUACAGUAAUAGCAACAGGAACAGAUUGUGCAGGAACUGUGGAAAGGAGGAGUCAUCUGUGUUGCUUUUGCCUUGCAGGCAUCUCUGCCUCUGUACUUUUUGCGUGUCAUCUCUCCAUAAUUGUCCCAUCUGUAACUCGUCCAAAACCGCUAGUCUUAAUGUAAACAUGUCCUCUUGA